GUUGAAAAAAGACCUUCUGGUCUGAGCGCCAACAAUUCAAAAUUGAAUGAACCCCAUCUGUAUCUACCGACAACCAUUCCGCCAUUAAAACAUUCUUCACUCCUCUGUCGUCUGGAUCCGGCGUCUCUGCCUUGGUUAAGCAGCCAAGGAGGGUGCCUGGCUGUUUUCAUCCAUCAGAUCAAAAAAUGAAGGGUUGAAGAUGAAGGGUUCCAUUUUUUGCACGAAUCUCGAGGCCUACUUUUCCAUCUGUGCCGUCCAUUUGAGUAAGGCACCUCUGCCUUAAGGCAGAGGAUCCCAAUCCCUGUCGUCUUCUCCAUCGCUCCAAAUCACCAUUGUCCUCUUCUCACUCCCUUAAAUCUCUCCCUUUACAGGAAAUACAACACAAUGGGGUGUGUUUCGUCUACUCUGCUCAACCACGACGACGAGUUCGCCCAAAUCGGCGGCUCCGCCGGCUUCGGCCACCACAUUGUGUCGCUCACCUCCACCACCUACGGUCUCUUGACUCUCGAUCCACCGGCGCGUUCGUCCGGAGACGAAGAGAGUAGUGUUUCCCCAGUGCAGACCACUGCGCCAGCCACACCUACUCCGCCCACUCGGUUCAGUCUCGGGACACUCUUCGCUAGCCCGUUGCUUUCCGAACCUAGAUCGGUCAAGUUUUCUGAACCGCCGUCUGAAGUUAUCAACUCAUGGGAGUUAAUGUCCGGUCUUGAUUCAGGACAACUGUUCAGCCAAAGCGCCGCUAAGAGCUUUCGAUUUGCUGCUUUACCUACUUCCACUGCAGACAGUAGCUGCAAAAAUUCUCCUUUACGCUCGAAGACAAUGCUUAGUAAAGAAAACUCGAACCCUAAUGUUUCCUCAGAAGGGGCUGAAGCUGAUGAAUCGGUCGUUCUAAAGUCAUUGAGCUUAGUUGAAGCCACACUGUCCAGAAAAUCCUUCAAUUCCAAGUACCCUUCUCUCGAUCAGUUCGAAGAGCUAUGCCCGCCAAAUGGGCAAAACAAGGUUGUGAUCUAUACGACGACCUUGAGGGGCGUGAGAAAAACCUUUGAAGCUUGCAAUGCGGUCAGAUCUGUUAUUGAGGGAGCUGGGGUUUCCAUCUGUGACAGGGAUAUUUCAAUGGACAAAAGAUUUAAGGAAGAGCUUAGGGGUCUGAUGAAGGGUAAGGAUAGCAGUGAGCUAAUACCUCCACGGGUGUUUGUAAGAGGGAGAUACAUUGGAGGUGCAGAUGUGGUAUUGAGGAUUGCUGAAGAAGGGGGGUUGGGGGAUUUGCUUCAAGGAUUGCCAAAAUUGAGAGUCGGGUAUGUGUGUGAAGGUUGUGGUGGUGCACGGUUCUUGCCUUGUUUCACAUGUAAUGGAAGUUGUAAGAUGGUUAUGAUGGUGAGGGAAGACAUGGAGGAGAAGCAUGGCAAAACUGUGGUGGUGAGGUGCUCUGAUUGCAACGAAAACGGCUUGGUGCUCUGCCCCAUUUGUAGCUAGAAGGUGCACCCCAGCCAAUCCGCCAUUUCUUGUGUCCCUGUUGUAUGCCUGUAGCUUGUCCGGUGGGGUUUGCAUUUUUGCAGCUUCAAAGGAUAAGUGGAAAGAUGGGAUCCGGCCUCCAGUUUCUAUAUUGAAGAUCAGUUUGAAGUUCAACAGGCCGCGGAAACAGUUUCUACAAUGUAUCAAUAGAUUAUAUGUAAAUUGCUUAAUUAAAAUGGAUCAGUAAAUUAUUGUUACUUGAAAUUCCAAACUUCCUCUGUUUGGAAAACUAACAUGUUCCAGACAUCUAGAACAAAAUGACUUUCUCAAUAUGACUUUGAUGUCUGUUGCUUUGCAUCAUAUCCAUAACGGUAUUGACCAACCCUGUUUGUAGUUAUAUGGACUCUAAAGCCCUUAGCCCAGAC
Molecule: messenger RNA, 1877 nt
Organism: Cuscuta epithymum
Lineage: Eukaryota; Viridiplantae; Streptophyta; Magnoliopsida; Solanales; Convolvulaceae
Source: the annotation of a GenBank genome assembly